GCCGCCGGGAGCCACUUUCCCGCCCCUCCUCUCGCUGCCGACUAGCUCAAAGGAGUCACCACUGCGCGCGCUGCAGGAGAGAGUGGCAGACCGAGGCGGCCCCGGGCUGCAAGCGGAGGGGUGCUCGCAAGGCGACGGCUGCAGUGCAGAGCGGUGGUUCAGGGCAGGGGGUCCCCGGCGCCUGGAACGCUCCAUUCUGGACCGCGAGUGGAUGAUGCUGUUGCAGCUGAGCUGCUGAACAUUCUCCGUGGACUCUUCCCUGCCACACCUUGCCCAUCUGCUGAGAUAAAAUGGAAGACUCCUACAAGGAUAGGACUUCACUGAUGAAGGGCGCCAAGGACAUUGCCAAAGAGGUGAAGAAGCAGACGGUGAAGAAGGUGAACCAGGCAGUGGACCGGGCCCAGGAUGAAUACACCCAGCGGUCCUACAGUCGGUUCCAGGAUGAAGAGGACGAUGAUGACUACUACCCACCUGGCGAAACCUACAGUGGGGAGGCCAAUGAUGACGAAGGCUCAAGUGAGGCCACUGAGGGUCACGACGAGGAGGAUGAGAUCUAUGAAGGGGAGUACCAGGGCAUCCCCAGCACGAACCAGGGGAAGGACAGCAUCGUGUCCGUAGGACAGCCCAAAGGCGAUGAGUACAAGGACCGCAGAGAGCUAGAGUCAGAGAGGAGGGCUGAUGAGGAAGAGCUCGCCCAGCAGUAUGAGCUGAUAAUCCAAGAGUGUGGCCACGGCCGUUUCCAGUGGGCCCUUUUCUUCGUCCUGGGCAUGGCUCUCAUGGCAGAUGGCGUGGAGGUGUUUGUAGUGGGCUUCGUGUUACCCAGUGCAGAGACAGACCUAUGCAUACCAAAUUCAGGAUCCGGAUGGCUAGGCAGCAUAGUGUACCUCGGGAUGAUGGUGGGGGCGUUCUUCUGGGGAGGACUGGCAGACAAAGUAGGAAGGAAGCAGUCUCUUCUGAUUUGCAUGUCUGUCAACGGAUUCUUUGCCUUCCUCUCCUCAUUUGUCCAAGGUUACGGCUUCUUUCUCGUCUGUCGGUUGCUUUCUGGAUUCGGGAUUGGAGGCGCCAUUCCCACUGUGUUCUCCUACUUCGCUGAAGUCCUGGCCCGGGAGAAGCGGGGUGAGCACCUCAGUUGGCUCUGCAUGUUCUGGAUGAUUGGCGGCAUCUACGCCUCCGCCAUGGCCUGGGCCAUCAUUCCCCACUACGGGUGGAGCUUCAGCAUGGGUUCAGCCUACCAGUUCCACAGCUGGCGCGUCUUCGUCAUCGUCUGUGCGCUCCCGUGCGUCUCCUCUGUGGUGGCUCUCACCUUCAUGCCAGAAAGCCCUCGUUUCUUGCUGGAGGUGGGAAAACAUGAUGAAGCCUGGAUGAUUCUGAAGUUAAUUCAUGACACCAACAUGAGAGCCCGGGGCCAGCCAGAGAAGGUCUUCACGGUAAAUAAAAUCAAGACUCCCAAACAAAUAGAUGAGCUGAUUGAAAUUGAGAGCGACACGGGAACCUGGUACAGGAGGUGUUUCGUUCGGAUCCGCACCGAACUGUACGGAAUUUGGCUGACAUUCAUGAGAUGCUUCAACUACCCAGUCAGGGAAAACACCAUCAAGCUUACGAUUGUCUGGUUCACCCUGUCCUUCGGGUACUAUGGGUUGUCCGUUUGGUUCCCUGAUGUCAUUAAACAUCUCCAGUCUGACGAGUAUGCACUGCUAACAAGGAAUGUGCAAAAGGAUAAAUAUGCAAACUUCAGCAUUAACUUUACCAUGGAGAACCAGAUCCACACUGGAAUGGAAUACGAGAACGGCAGAUUCCUCGGAGUCAAGUUCAAAUCAGUAACCUUCAAAGAUUCAGUGUUUAAGUCCUGCACCUUCGACGACGUGACCUCAGUCAACACCUACUUCAAGAACUGCACGUUUAUUGAUACCCUUUUUGAUAACACAGAUUUUGAGCCCUAUAAAUUCAUAGACAGUGAAUUUCAGAACUGUUCAUUUCUUCACAACAAGACGGGGUGCCAGAUCACUUUUGAUGAUGACUAUAGUGCCUACUGGAUUUAUUUUGUCAACUUUCUUGGGACAUUGGCAGUGUUGCCAGGAAAUAUCGUGUCUGCUCUCCUGAUGGACAGGAUCGGGCGUUUAACAAUGCUAGGAGGCUCCAUGGUGCUCUCCGGGAUCAGUUGCUUCUUCCUGUGGUUUGGCACCAGCGAAUCCAUGAUGAUAGGCAUGCUGUGCUUGUAUAAUGGGCUGACCAUCUCAGCGUGGAAUUCUCUCGAUGUCGUCACGGUGGAACUGUACCCCACAGACCGGAGAGCAACGGGCUUCGGCUUCUUGAACGCCCUCUGUAAAGCAGCGGCCGUCCUGGGAAACUUAAUCUUCGGCUCCUUGGUCAGCAUCACCAAAGCAAUUCCCAUCCUGCUGGCUUCCACUGUGCUCGUGUGUGGAGGACUCGUGGGGCUGCGCCUGCCUGACACACGAACCCAGGUUCUGAUGUGACGUGACAAAAGCCAUUCCCUUCUCCCACCGUGGGUCGGUCGUAUUGCCUGACUCAAAGCUUCAGAGUUUUUAUGUAUAGAAAGGUGGCCAAGUAUCAGAACACAAACUUUUGCUGUGAUGUAAUGUGUAGCUGCGUAUUGUCUUACCCCU
Messenger RNA from Mus caroli (Ryukyu mouse), 2624 nucleotides. It is a transcript of the gene Sv2c, whose product is annotated as synaptic vesicle glycoprotein 2C. Lineage: Eukaryota; Metazoa; Chordata; Mammalia; Rodentia; Muridae. Gene Ontology annotation, molecular function: transmembrane transporter activity. Gene Ontology annotation, cellular component: synaptic vesicle membrane. Gene Ontology annotation, biological process: chemical synaptic transmission; transmembrane transport. The record is from RefSeq and is a predicted model, not a curated record.